AUGUAUCCAUUAAUACAUAUAAUACAUAAAGGCUUCCUUCAUGUAUUAUACAAAGUCGAAUUGAUCUCAUAUAAAUAUGGGUAUGGACGUUUAAUUAUUAGGUUAAACAACAAGUUGGCAAGUAAUGGUGAUAAGAAACUAGCACCCCAAAUCAAUACACACAAAUUACCAUUAUAUCAAGGUUUGUCAAAUUUUAAUAUUGUGGAAGAUUCAGUUCCUGAUCUAUAUCAAAUUGAGAAUUCCAAUCAUUCACUAUUUAUUGAAUUAAUUGAUUUAAUUAAAUCAAAUAACAAUAAUAACAUCAAAUAA
Molecule: messenger RNA, 309 nt
Organism: Dictyostelium discoideum AX4
Lineage: Eukaryota; Evosea; Eumycetozoa; Dictyosteliales; Dictyosteliaceae
Exons: 2
Coding region: 1-309 (102 amino acids)
Source: RefSeq, a predicted model, not a curated record